Anolis carolinensis (green anole) is the source of this 1589-nucleotide messenger RNA. RefSeq lists its product as uncharacterized. Bases 1 to 1320 code for a protein of 439 amino acids. The record is from RefSeq and is a predicted model, not a curated record. The transcript has 6 exons. Lineage: Eukaryota; Metazoa; Chordata; Lepidosauria; Squamata; Anolidae.
AUGUGGCAACCUGUGGCUACCGGCUUCCUGGCAAACGUUGGGAAAGAGCCAGUUGCUGGGUUCAUUUCUCCAGCCGUUGGAAAUGGAGCAAGCGACCACAUCGAUGCUGCGACACAGCCGGUCUGGAAAACAUUGCACACCGUGCGAGAAAUAAAAGCAGAACUGGGUUGGACCUUCUUGGUCACCAUUUGGACUCAUCCUUUGUCACGCAAAGGUCCGGAGACGACAACCCUUACCCCGUGCAACGGUGUUCUGACCACAGAUGCAUCACCGGUUGUGCAAGCGUCCUUCCUUCCUCCCUUUCGUUUGGAGAACAAAAAGGAGAAACGCAAGAGCGAGGGAUGCUUGGCACAACCAGACACAACGGGAGAAGAAGAAGAGGAAAAAGAAGAGGGUCCCGCCAACAACCACAAUCCAACCGGACCCCCGAAAGCAAUGCUUCUGUCAGGCUUAAUCCUGGGCUGCUUUUUGCAGCUGGCCACAGCCCAACAGCGUAACCUGUUGGUGUCCAGUGAGCCCCACCGACCCCAACUGGGUCAGGAUGUCACGCUCUCCCUGCAAGGCGGGCCGUCUCCAAUUGAGAGAUGUCAAUGGAUCCAAGAGGGCCGGACGGGAAGGAAAAGCAUCUUCUCCUUCAGCCCUUCCCCGACUGAAAGCCAGGCCUCUGGUAGGAGACACACUCUCCGGUCGGAUUGCUCUCUCCGAAUCACGAAUCUGGAUGCCUCGGACGAGGGAAACUACUCCGUGACCCUAAGCAGCAAUUUGAGGCAGGAUACCCCGGGACAAGAGGAAAUCUACGAAGCCUUUUUCUAUCUGCAGAUCUCCAGCAAAGGGUCAACCCAAAAUCCCAUCACGGUGGAGCUCAGGCCGCGGUAUCCCAGUUCGGGCCAGAACGUCACCUUGCUCCCCAUAGGAAUCCCCAAGAGGUUUCAUUUCUGCAAAUGGCACCGGCAAACCCGUCUGGGGCGCAACGAAUCCCUCCUGACCUACGUAUCGGGGCAGCAGCAGACUCAGCAACAGCAGGGGAUGUCGGUGGGUGCCGACUGCUCCCUCUUCAUCUCGCAAGUCAAGGAGUCGGACGCCGGGCAGUACAGCAUCCAAGUGGAAGCCCCGCCGCAGCAACAGCACCGACCGGGCACCGGGACCGGCCAGCAAGACGCCGAGGAGCCUUCCCAGAUCUACCGGGGACAAGUGCUUUUGGAAGUCAAUGACCAGUCCAAAACAGACCCACACGUCAAAGGGCACAGUUGUGGGCCGCUCUCCGUGAGCUUCGGGGCCUGGAUCGUGGCCGCAGCCUUCUUUGGGUCCUUCGCUUGGUGAAAUCCUUAAUGUUUCUUCGGUAGAUAAGAGGAUCACAAUGGAUUGAAAAACCGCAAUAUUUUCCUUGAACUGGGAUCCCAACGCUGCGUUUUUAAUAUACAUUUAUUGCAUACGUCCUUUGUGUUAAUACACAAACCCUUUUUUAUUGCAAUCCAGAAUAGAAACAAUUCUAUUAGAAGCUAUAUCAUCUGUUGCAUAUGUCUUUGUAUUUUUUUCCCUUUUCGCAAUGUAUGUUCUCUCGUUUGGAAUAAAAUUAUUACACGGUCAAA